Messenger RNA from Phyllostomus hastatus (greater spear-nosed bat), 1616 nucleotides. It is a transcript of the gene PNO1, whose product is annotated as partner of NOB1 homolog. The record is from RefSeq and is a predicted model, not a curated record. Gene Ontology annotation, molecular function: RNA binding. NCBI's taxonomy places the organism in Eukaryota, Metazoa, Chordata, Mammalia, Chiroptera, Phyllostomidae. Gene Ontology annotation, cellular component: nucleolus. The transcript is spliced from 7 exons. Bases 86 to 844 code for a protein of 252 amino acids.
CUGGAACCUGCGAGGUACGCCUGCGCACUGCAACCGCGCACGUGUUCCAGCCGGAAGCGCCGGCUGCGGCUGGAGAUUCUGGAGGAUGACCACCGAAAUGGAGUCGCAGAUCGCCGGGGCCGAGGACGGUUUCACCCAGGUCACUCGCAAAGGUGGCCGGCGAGCGAAGAAGCGGCAGGCUGAAGAGCUGUCUGCGGCCGGGGAAGGCGGGGACGCGAGUCGCAUGGACACGGAGGAGGCCCGGCCGGCCAAGAGGCCCGUCUUUCCGCCCCUCUCCGGGGACGGGAUCUUGAACGGAAAAGAAGAAACAAGGAAAAUUCCAGUCCCAGCUAACAGAUACACACCAUUAAAAGAGAACUGGUUGAAGAUAUUUACGCCUAUUGUAGAGCAUUUGGGACUUCAGAUACGCUUUAACUUGAAAUCGAGGAAUGUAGAAAUCAGGACUUGUAAAGAAACCAAGGACGUUAGCGCUCUGACAAAAGCAGCUGAUUUUGUGAAAGCCUUUAUUCUUGGGUUCCAGGUGGAGGAUGCACUUGCUCUAAUUAGGUUGGAUGACCUCUUCUUAGAGUCUUUUGAAAUUACAGAUGUGAAGCCCCUAAAGGGAGACCACCUGUCAAGGGCAAUAGGAAGAAUCGCUGGCAAAGGGGGGAAAACCAAGUUCACCAUAGAGAAUGUGACACGGACACGGAUCGUUUUAGCUGAUGUGAAAGUUCACAUCCUUGGCUCUUUCCAAAACAUCAAGAUGGCAAGAACUGCCAUUUGCAACCUCAUCCUGGGAAAUCCUCCAUCAAAGGUUUAUGGCAAUAUUCGAGCUGUAGCUAGCAGAGCAGCAGAUCGAUUUUGAUUUCAAAUCAGAGACUUUUGUCUUUGGACUCUAGAGAAAAAGACCUUACCCUUCACAAGUGGUCACAAGAAGCCAUGUGAAGGAUUUUUCAGUCACUUCAAGUCUCCUUCCCUUCUUCAGUCUCAGCCGGAAGAAUAAACAGAAAGGAAAAGUCUGACGGUGUUCAUUCAACAACUUAGAGUGUAACUUAAGUAUCAAACUUGAGUACCAAGAUUACACUUAAACAUUAAUUACAACAUUUUUUUUUAUUUUAAAUUAAGUAUAGCAGAUUUGCAUAGUUUCUAAUUCUCUCAUUUGGAGGGGAAAUUAUUUCUUUUCUAUAUGAAUUUAUAAGUUUUUUACUUAUAAAUUUAUGAAGAUUUCUUCUCCGAGUUGUAAUUAAAGAAUUAUCUCAGAAAACCUCUCUGAAUCAUGACCCUAAGUACUGGGUGGUUUGUCACUAUUUUACAGUCAGGUCAUUCAUAAGCAGCAGUUUGGCUACAAUGAGUGAACCAAAAAGGCUAAUCUUUUACCUGUUUUGCAACUUGUAAAAAUAAAAGAGCUAUUAUCACCAGGUUGACAUGAGGAAAAUGUUACUUUUUUAUAUAAGUAUGUAUGUUGGGUUUCUUCUAAGUAGUAAGCUAUGAUAAAAGAAUGUCUUUACUCCUAAGAAAAUAUGUUCUUCAAAUGUAAAAGAAUGUUUUGACUAGUGUCUGCCUAUUUAAAUAUUAUCUGAUUCAGUUUAUGCAUUUUUUAAAUGAAAGAACUUAUUUCAUUAAACUUGUCUGAUACA